UGAUUGGACUCCACCUUCAAAAGCGCAAGCUUUUAUUUUAUUUUUCUUUUCGUUCCCAACCUGCCCCUCCAGCCCUCCAACGAGGACAGGAAAAAAAAAGGACAAGACAGCUGUGCCAAACCGCGCAACAGAGCACCACUCAGACGAGGGCAGCCGUCAAGUGCCAAUAAUAACACUUUCAAUAGAUGGUCAUCGAGAGUUAGACAGAUCUUGAUCUUGUAUUUGUCCGACUCUCGAUAAUUUCGAGGCUGGGCAUCGGCCAAGAUCCAUCAACGUGUCUUCCCUCUUUUCCACCCUUCCAUUCGCUUCUCUAUUCCGCCCUUUUCGACCCCUCGCAGCUAGCUCUGCAUUUCUUCCGCUCUACGUGCCAAGUUGCACUACUGUCUACAUCUCUACUCGUUCAUACGCCAAGCGACGAAAAAUGCCUCCCAAGAAGCAAGCUGUUGAGGAGAAGAUCCUCCUUGGCCGACCAGGAAACAACCUGAAGAGUGGUAUCGUUGGUCUAGCCAACGUCGGCAAGUCGACUCUGUUCCAGGCUAUCACCAAGUGCAGCCUUGGUAACCCUGCCAACUUCCCCUACGCCACCAUUGACCCGGAAGAAUCUCGUGUCAUUGUCCCAGAUGAGCGCUACGACUGGCUGUGCAAUAAGUACAACCCUAAAUCGCGAGUGCCCGCCCACCUGACCAUCUAUGAUAUCGCUGGUCUAACAAGAGGCGCUUCGACCGGUGCUGGUCUUGGCAAUGCCUUCCUGUCUCACAUCCGAGCUGUCGACGCUAUCUUCCAAGUCGUCCGAUGUUUCGAUGAUGCGGAAAUUAUUCAUGUCGAGGGUGAUGUCAACCCUGUCAGAGAUUUAGAUAUCAUCGCGGAGGAACUGCGACUAAAAGAUAUCGAGUUCGUCGAGAAGGCUCUUGAGAACUCCAAAAAGAAGACCCGUCUAGGCGGUCAGAGCUUGGAAUUGAAGAGGGCUAAGGAAGAUGAGGCCACAAUAGAAAAGGUCCUCGCCUGGCUCAAGGACGGCAAAGAUGUCCGAAAAGGCACCUGGACACCAAAAGAGGUCGAGGUCAUUAACACCCUUCUACUUCUCUCGGCGAAGCCCGUAGUAUACUUGGUCAACCUGUCAGAGAAGGACUACACCCGCAAGAAGAACAAGCAUCUUGCUAAGAUUGCCGAGUGGAUGAAGGAGCACGCUGCGGGCGAUCCCAUUUUGCCCAUCUCCGUAUCUUUUGAGGAGCGCCUCACUCACUUCGGCUCCGAUGAGGAAGCUGCCGAAGAGUGCAAGAACCUCGGUAUCGAGUCGGCAUUGCCCAAGAUCAUCACGACAAUGCGAAAGGCAUUGAACCUUGCCAGCUUCUUCACAACAGGUACCGACGAGGUAAGGCAAUGGACUAUCCGAGUCGGCACUAAAGCACCACAAGCUGCUGGUGUCAUUCAUACAGAUUUCGAGAAGACCUUCAUCCAGGCCAUCGUAUACAACUUCAAUGUCCUGAAGGAGUUGGGUGACGAGUCCGAAGUGAAGGCAAAGGGUAAGAUCAUGACUAAGGGCAAGGAAUAUGUAGUAGAGGACGGCGAUAUCUUGCUAAUCAAAGCCGGUGCUGCCAAGGGUUAAAGAACGAAUAUAGAAAUAUCUAGUGAGCUCAGAUUCACGUCGCCUUCGAGCGAACUCAAAAUAAAUAUACCACGAAUGAGUUGACACAACUCAGUCCCUAUUUAUGCAUGAUCUAUCAUCGUAAUGUAGCUAAUGAUAAAGUAGCUGCCAAGUGAGCACAACAUUCUGCAUUUACCCAGUUACAAAGGAGGAUUUAUCAGGC
Molecule: messenger RNA, 1808 nt
Organism: Hypoxylon trugodes
Lineage: Eukaryota; Fungi; Ascomycota; Sordariomycetes; Xylariales; Hypoxylaceae
Product: putative GTP-binding protein
Exons: 3
Coding region: 422-1606 (394 amino acids)
Cellular component (GO): cytoplasm
Molecular function (GO): ATP binding; ATP hydrolysis activity; GTP binding
Source: RefSeq, a predicted model, not a curated record